Molecule: messenger RNA, 828 nt
Organism: Capronia coronata CBS 617.96
Lineage: Eukaryota; Fungi; Ascomycota; Eurotiomycetes; Chaetothyriales; Herpotrichiellaceae
Exons: 1
Coding region: 1-828 (275 amino acids)
Source: RefSeq, a predicted model, not a curated record
AUGUCAAAUCCGACGGUUUCGGUCCAACUUGAAGAGGAAUAUCAAGAUGAACCAGACAUCUCGCCCGACCAUUAUCGAUACAUUCGAUCCCUCAACGAAUCGGCAUCCUGCUACACACGCUUCUUCGAUGCUCUCUUGAUUCCAAACCCAUCUCACUCCCAGUUCAUGCGCGACCUCAAAUCAUUCCGCGAGCAACCGGCCAUCAUCAACCUCUUGCAGCAAGGCACCAAAGAUGCCAACAGAGGUUGCACAAGCGCCUUUGUCAUUUCCAGGUUUGCCCACCCCUGGUGUCGCACCACCAGCGACUUCCAGUCCGGAUGGACCCGGGCUAGUUGGAUGGGGACGACGAAGAAGGUGAGUGCCAAGGCUCAAAUGGAGGAAGACCGGCUGCAUCGUCUGCUGGUGCCGCUGUGGAUUGCGUUCCGGAGGAGGAUGUUUCCUGAACCGGAGGUACUGGCUGAGUGGGUUGCAAAGGAGGAGCAGAGCAAGAAAGACCGAGAGGCUGAAGCUGAAGCUCGGGCUUUGGCUCAGACUCAAGCUGGAAAUGGCAUCAAAGAUGGAGAAGCCGAAGCUGGAUAUCAGGUCCGGCGAAAUGCAAACAUAACGUCGCCGCUGCCAUCCGACCCGUCCUCCGCAGUAUAUCCUGAAUUGGGCUUCAAGGCGCCUUCUCCUAAUGCAGCCUCUUCGUCAAACACAGCUUCUACGACUUCAGAACCCGGCAGCGGCGCGGCAGCCACGCAGAUGUUCCUUGGUGUUGCCGUCACGGGCUUCAUCAUGAGCGAUAAGCGAGUCAGGAAAUAUGUGGAGAAGAAAUUGAGGAAGAAGUGA